Aedes albopictus (Asian tiger mosquito) is the source of this 1008-nucleotide messenger RNA. RefSeq lists its product as uncharacterized. The transcript has a single exon. The coding region runs from base 1 to 1008 and encodes 335 amino acids. Lineage: Eukaryota; Metazoa; Arthropoda; Insecta; Diptera; Culicidae. The record is from RefSeq and is a predicted model, not a curated record.
AUGGCACAUCUGUGUAACCCAGUUCUACUGCGGGAACUGAUGGACAAGAUUCCCGCUCAGCAACGCCUUAACUGGGCGCUGUACAAACAACAGUUUGCUACGGCCGAUCUACGUACCUUCGCUGGAUUCAUGUCCAUGCUAGUGGCAGCAGCCUCAGACGUCACAGUCACUACGGAAUCCAAGCAGCCGCGAUCGGGACGAGAAGAGCGUAGUAGAGACAAAAGCUUCCUCAAUACUCACGCUGCAAGUGAGCCAACCACAAAACAUGGUAAUCCAGAAGAUGCGCCGAAGAGGUCAGAAGUCAAGGAGGUUCUGUGCCUGGCGUGCAACGGACGUAACCACAAGGUGAAGGACUGUGCAACGUUCAAAAAGUGGGAUGCAGAUAGCCGUUGGAAGGUUAUCCAAGAUCAUCACCUUUGUCGCACAUGUUUGGGGAAACAUGGACGCCGUCCGUGCAAGGUUCAAGCUGUUUGCGGCAAAGAAGGCUGUCAGCAGCGACACCAUCAGUUGCUACACUCUGACGCACAGAAGCAUCCUGCCAAGGAAGGCCAGAAGACAACGAAACACAACGAGAACUCUGGAGAAGGGCUGAACGCACACCAUGCUGCCAAGAAGUCUACACUGUUUCGUAUCCUUCCCGUCAAGCUAUAUUGGAAGGGAAAAUCCGUGGAAACUUUUGUGUUUUUGGACGACGGAUCAGACAUGACUCUAGUCGAGCAAUCGAUUGCGGAACGAUUAGGUAUCGACGAUGGUGAACCACUUCCCCUUUGCCUAACGUGGACCAGCAACGUGACCCGACAGGAACCGAAGUCCCACCGGAUUCGUCUGGAGAUAUCUGGCGAGGGCAAAAAUGAUCAGUUUACCCUAAACGACGCAAGGACAAUUUCUAGUCUCAAUCUUCCGAAACAGACGCUGAAAUAUGGUGACUUGGUACGGCAAUACAGUUACCUCCGUGGUCUUCCAAUAACCAGUUAUGAGGCAGCCACGCCAGGAAUCCUAGCCAGCUAG